AUGAUAUCUAGAUCAAUUAUAAACAGGGUUGGAGCUGUGUCAAAAAGUACGCCAGUUGUGCGAUCUCUCAGUCGGUCGAGCACUAUUUUACAAGAGAUACGACAACAAGCUAUGCCAACAAGCGAAUCCAAACCUAUGUAUAAGCCACCAGUCACCAUAGAUCGUGAACUUCCAGACCCAUUCGUCAAACGUAAUGAAAACAGAAGGUACUUUGUUUUUUAUUCAGUCGCAUUGGUAGUCACAUGCGCCGUUAUAUUCAAUUAUGAAAAAUCAUCAUCACCAAUCAUCAAUUCAACAUUAUAUUUCUUGCGUAGAUCAACAAUUGCCCAAGAUGCAUUGGGUAAGAAUAUUGAGUUUGCAAGUAGUUGGCCAUGGAUUUGGGGUAAACUAAAUACAGUACAAGGUGUUAUUGAUGUUAAAUUUAAAGUUAAAGGAGAUGACCAAAAAGCGUGGGUACUUUUAAGUGCAACAAGAGAGUCUAAAAUGCAUCCAUUCCAAGUUCACAAAUUUGCUUUAGAAGUGGAUACUAAGGACGCCAAAGUCGAAUACAAUUUGAUGGAUGAUCCUGAAUUUGAAUUUGAUUUGUAG
Molecule: messenger RNA, 588 nt
Organism: Lodderomyces orthopsilosis Co 90-125
Lineage: Eukaryota; Fungi; Ascomycota; Pichiomycetes; Serinales; Debaryomycetaceae
Exons: 1
Coding region: 1-588 (195 amino acids)
Biological process (GO): mitochondrial respiratory chain complex IV assembly
Cellular component (GO): mitochondrial inner membrane
Source: RefSeq, a predicted model, not a curated record